Molecule: messenger RNA, 1662 nt
Organism: Acanthamoeba castellanii str. Neff
Lineage: Eukaryota; Discosea; Longamoebia; Acanthamoebidae
Product: asparagine synthase (glutaminehydrolyzing), putative
Exons: 7
Coding region: 1-1662 (553 amino acids)
Cellular component (GO): cytosol
Molecular function (GO): asparagine synthase (glutamine-hydrolyzing) activity
Source: RefSeq, a predicted model, not a curated record
AUGUGCGGAAUCUUCGCUAUUUUGGGCAGCAAGGAGGACACGGAGACCCUCCGCAAGAAGGCACUCGGCCUGUCGAAGCGAAUUCGCCAUCGUGGCCCUGACUGGAACGGCAUCUAUGUGGACCACAAGCGCGUGCUGUGCCACGAGCGUCUCGGUAUCGUGGACCCGGUGAGCGGUGCCCAGCCGCUCUACAACCAGACCGGCACCAUCGCCCUCACCGUCAACGGCGAGAUCUACAACCACAAGGCCCUGCGUCAGUCCCUCUUCAAGGACUACCAGUUCAAGACCGCCUCCGACUGCGAGGUCAUCAUCCCACUGUGGGAGCAGUUUGGCGCCGAGGCAUGUGGCCGCCUGGACGGCAUGUUCUCCUUCGUCCUCACCGACAGCGUCAAGGACACGUACCUGGUGGCGCGUGAUCCGCUGGGCAUCACGAGCCUGUACAUCGGGUGGCACAAGGACGGGUCGGUGUGGGUGGCGUCGGAGCUCAAGUCGCUCAUGGACGACUGCGAGCGGUACGAGGCCUUCCCGCCGGGCCACUACUACACGCCCGAGACGGGCUUCAAGCGCUACUACGAGCCCUCCUGGUGGACCCCCGCCUACGUCCCGCAGGGCGCGGCCGACCUCACGGUGCUGCGCGAGAGCCUGGAGAAGGCCGUGGUGAAGCGCCUCAUGACCGACGUGCCCUACGGCGUGCUGAUCUCGGGCGGGCUCGACUCGUCGCUGGUGGGCGCGAUCGCGUCGCGCCACGCCGCGAUGCGGGUGGAGGAGGAGGAGAAGGAGAAGGCCUGGUGGCCCCAGAUCCACUCGUUCAGCAUCGGCCUCCCCAACUCGCCCGAUCUCAAGGCCGCCCGCGAGGCCGCCACGUUCCUCGGCACCAUCCACCACGAGUUCAACUUCACCGUCCAGGAGGGCAUUGAUGCGUUGGCCGAUGUGAUCUGGCAUCUGGAGACGUACGACGUGACGAGCAUCCGGGCCAGCACGCCGAUGUACUUUUUGGCGCGGAAGAUCAAGGCCAUGGGCGUCAAGAUGGUGCUCUCGGGCGAGGGCGCCGACGAGGUGUUUGGCGGGUACCUCUACUUCCACAACGCGCCGUCGCCGGCCGAGUUCCACCAGGAGGCCCUCCGGCGCGUCAAGAACCUGCACUACUUUGAUCUGCUGCGGGCCAACAAGUCGACGAUGGCCUGGGGCCUCGAGGUGCGGGUGCCGUUCCUGGACAAGGAGUUCCUGGACGUGGCCAUGAACAUCCGGCCCGAGGACAAGGUCUACGCCGAGGGCAAGAUGGAGAAGCACGUGCUCCGCAAGGCUUUCGACACGCCCGAGAAGCCCUACCUGCCCGACAGCAUCCUCUGGAGGCAGAAGGAGCAGUUCAGUGACGGCGUGGGUUACGGCUGGAUCGACGGCCUCAAGGACUACGCCGAGAAGCAGGUGACCGACGAGGAGCUGGCGAGCGCUGCCGCCAAGUUCCCCUACAACACCCCCGACACCAAGGAGGCCUACCUCUUCAGGAAGAUCUUCGAGUCCCUCUUCCACGGCGAGAGCGCUCAGAAGACGGUCGAGAAGUGGAUCCCCACGUGGGGCAAGAGCAAGGACCCCUCCGGCAGAGUGCAGCUCGUGCACGAGAAGCACACCGACGCGCCCCUCCAGCACGACAAGGACUACUAG